AUGUCAUAUCUAGCAACUGGAAUUGCGUUCAGACAAAUUGCUAUGAGUUUCAGAGUGUCAAAAACCAGUGUUAGUUAUAUUGUUAUUGAAGUUUGUCAGGCAAUUUGGACUACACUACGUGACGUACAUAUGCGAAGACCAUCUAUUACAGAUUUUGAAAAUACUGCAGAUGCAUUUUACAAUAAGUGGAACUUUCCAAACUGUAUUGGUAGCAUUGAUGGAAAGCAUAUACGAGUAAAAUAUCCAAAAAACUCUGGCAGUAUGUAUUAUAACUACAAACAUUUUUUUUCAAUCGUUCUAUUGGCUAUUGUUGAUGCCAACUACCGAUUUAUGUUGAUUGACAUUGGAGCAUAUGGUAAGGAUAGUGAUGGUGAUGUUUUACAUAAUUCAAAAAUAUACCAUCGUAUUGAAAAAGGAACAUUAAAAGUGCCUAAUACGAAAUUACUUCCGAAUACAACAAAUAUGCCACCGUUUGUAUUUAUAGGUGAUGAAGCUUUUCCUUUGCGAGAACAUUUGUUAAGACCAUUUCCGAAAAAACAAUUAGGUGACGAGGACAAAUCGUAUUAUAAUUAUAGGUUAUCCAGAGCCAGAAUGACCGUUGAAUGCGCAUUUGGCAUAGCGGCAUCAAAAUUUCGUAUUCUGCAAAAAUCAAUUGAAACGAAAAUCGAAAAUGCUGACCAUAUCGUCAAAGCUAUUUGUAUUUUGCAUAAUGUGAUUAUUGAUCUUGAAAAAAAUCAGGUGGAUUUAAAAACUAUAGAAACUGAAAAUGAAAUAUCAAGUACAAAUUAUUUGGAUAGUAUUCGAGGUGGCAGACAAGACCAACACUGA
Messenger RNA from Acyrthosiphon pisum (pea aphid), 828 nucleotides. RefSeq names its product protein ALP1-like. The record is from RefSeq and is a predicted model, not a curated record. Lineage: Eukaryota; Metazoa; Arthropoda; Insecta; Hemiptera; Aphididae. Bases 1 to 828 code for a protein of 275 amino acids. The transcript has 3 exons.